Messenger RNA from Sesamum indicum (sesame), 1646 nucleotides. Its product is annotated as cytochrome P450 CYP72A219. The record is from RefSeq and is a predicted model, not a curated record. NCBI's taxonomy places the organism in Eukaryota, Viridiplantae, Streptophyta, Magnoliopsida, Lamiales, Pedaliaceae. Gene Ontology annotation, molecular function: iron ion binding; oxidoreductase activity, acting on paired donors, with incorporation or reduction of molecular oxygen; monooxygenase activity.
GAGUUAAGUUUUUAGGGAGCUAUAAAAAGGGACAGUCAGCUGGAGAUAUGUACUACACUGACAAAGGUUAACAUAAAGACAAAAUGGAAGGUGUAUGGCAAAUAAUUGCUGCAUCUUUAGGCUUUGUGGUGUUAAUAUGGGCAUGGAGAGUGGUGAAAUGGGCUUACAUGAGGCCGAAGAGGGUGGAAAAGUUGCUAAGAAAGCAGGGUUUCAAUGGGAGUUCCUAUAGAUUGGUGAAUAGGGAAUUGAAAGAGCGGCUGAAGAUGGUGAAAGAAGCUAAGUCCAACCCCAUCAAUCUUGAUGAUGAUAUCAAGCCAAGAAUCCUUCCUUUUUAUACCAAAACCAUUCAAACAUAUGGAACUGAGUCCUUUAUGUGGCUUGGCCUAAGCCCUACGGUUAUAAUAUCAGAUCCUGAACUCAUCAAGGAGGUGAUGACCAAGACUCACAUCUACAAGAAGAUCAAGAAUGCGAAUCCACUGACGAGGCUGCUUGCACAAGGCCUUUUCAGCUAUGAUUUGGAUAAAUGGGCAAAACACAAGAAAAUCAUCAACCCUGCUUUCCAUAUGGAGAAAUUGAAGCUCAUGAUUCCGGCCUUCUAUUUGAGUUGUGACGAAGUUUUGAACAAAUGGGAAAAGAGUCUAUCGCCAGAAGGGUCGUGUGAGGUGGACGUGUGGCCGUUUCUACAGAAUUUGUCGAGUGAUGCAAUAUCAAGAACCGCGUUUGGUAGCAGCUACCAAGAAGGGAGAAGAAUAUUCGAACUUCAGAGAGAACAGGCCGGGCACUUCUUCAUCGCCUCGCGGUCUAUGUAUAUUCCAGGAUGGAGAUUUGUCCCGACAAAACGGAACAAGAGAAUGAAGGAAAUCGCAGAGGAAGUUCAGUCUUUGAUCCGAGGUAUCAUUAGUAGAAGGGUUGAGGCAAUGAAAGCAGGGGAAGCGAACAACGAAGACUUAUUGGGCAUAUUGUUGGAGUCCAAUGCCCGAGAAAUCGAACAACAUGGUAACAAGACCUUUGGAAUGACUAUUGAUGAAGUGGUUGAGGAGUGCAAGCUGUUUUAUUUUGCUGGCCAGGAGACAACUUCAUCGUUGCUCGUGUGGACCUUGGUUCUGUUGAGUCGAUAUCCCGACUGGCAGAAACGAGCCCGUGAAGAGGUUUUGCAAGUUUUCGGAAGACAAACUCCAGCUUUUGAUGGGUUGAAUUACCUGAAGAUCGUCACCAUGAUCUUAUACGAGGUUUUGAGGUUUUACCCACCGGUAGUUACUCUUGGUCGAAGAGUGACUGAAGAAACCAAGUUGGGGAACUUAACGUUGCCAGCCGGGGUGCAGAUCUCAUUGCCACUUAUCUCAUUACAUCACAACCGAGAUAUUUGGGGGGACGACGCAAUGGAAUUCAAGCCAGAGAGGUUUAGCCAAGGCGUUGCCAAGGCGCAGAAGAGGCAAGGCAUAUUCUUCCCGUUCGGCUGGGGAUCUCGCAUAUGCAUCGGCCAAGUGUUCGCAAUGAUGGAGGCGAAAGUGGUGUUGGCUAUGAUUCUACAACGUUUCUCGUUCGAGCUUUCACCGUCUUACCAACACGCUCCUCAGAGGGUGGUAGCGCUUCAGCCUCAGCAUGGUGCUCAUUUGCUUCUGCACAAGCUCUAGAGUUUUGAUCAC